Acaulospora morrowiae is the source of this 2085-nucleotide messenger RNA. NCBI's taxonomy places the organism in Eukaryota, Fungi, Glomeromycota, Glomeromycetes, Diversisporales, Acaulosporaceae. The record is from the annotation of a GenBank genome assembly.
AUGAUACGUAGAGGGGCUUUCGAUUGUAUUGAUGAAGCAGCCGUAGCCACAGUGGUACGAUCAAAUGUUCUCAGUCCGUCUUUUGCCGUCUAUAAUGACAGCAAAAACGGACAUGUGCAUAUUGUUGCCCGAACUCCGGGACUUUCAUCAAAGGAAGAUCUCGAAAUUUCCGUUGGCAACGACGAUUGUCAAAUAACCGUGACAGGAAAGCUUCAACAUAUCAGAGUACCGGGGACCAUUCUUAUUGACAACAUCCCGGAAAACAUGUUCGAAUUUAAAGUAGAUUCUCCGGACAAAAUUGACGCGAAUGCCGAGGCCAAAGUCGAAAUUUCCAAUGGAUUGGCUUUGAUCUCCCUCAAGACAAGGCCUAUCGAAUGUGCACUAAUUCCAAAUUCCAUCCAAUCAUUGAUAGAGUCAUACGAUCCAACAAUCGAAGAUUCGUACCGAAAGCAGGAGAUUGUGGACGAUGUGCCUUGUAUUAUGGAAGUUUUGGAUUUUUCUGGACAAGGAGAGUACACAUCACUGGAUCAGUGGAUGAGAAACGGGGAUGGAUUCCUUUUUAUCUACUCCACGUCGUCCAGGUUAACCUUUGAUAAGAUCGAAGGGUUCGUUGGCCAGGUGACAAAGGUUAUGGAUUAUGGUAAAUCUCCAAUGCUACUGGUUGGAAAUGACAUCGACAAGGACGAACGGGAGGUUACCACUGAAGAAGGCCUUCGGAUGGCAACAAGAUUGGGAUGUGAGUUCAUCGAGGCAUCGACGAAGACACAUGUGAACGUGGAAAAUGCGUUUCACACGAUCGUCAGAAUGAUAAGAAAUCGGGAGAGUGUACCAAGGACCACGAAAAGGCGACGAAAUUCAUGUCUUAAGAAGUUUACAUCGUUGCUUACGCAAGAACACCCAUUGGAGGAUUUAAUGGUUCGCUGGCAUCUUUCAGCGCCACGAAACUUGGGUCGAUUGCAAUUGAAGAGCAACGAUCAUUCUCUUCGUCUCCCUUUAAUAGCUGCUCUGAAAAAGGCAAAUGUCGAUCCUAACAAGGUCGACGAGGUAUUUUUUGGAAACGUUCUGUCCGCCAAUCUGGGUCAAAAUCCGGCUCGUCAGGCAGCACUGGGUGCAGGGCUUCCUGAUACCGUGAUUGCGACGACUGUUAACAAAGUUUGCGCGUCGGCCAUGAAGGCUGUUAUAUUGGGCGCUCAAACAAUUCUCACUGGUCACGCCGAUAUUGUAGUUGCCGGCGGCUGCGAGUCGAUGACCAACACCCCUUAUUAUGUUCCCAAAGCUAGGUUCGGAUAUAAGUAUGGUGACCAAACGCUUGUGGAUGGGAUUGUCAAAGAUGGUCUCACCGAUGUAUACAACAAUUAUCUUAUGGGAAUGGCUGCCGAAGAAUGUGCCGUCGACCAUAAAAUUAGUCGCCAAGAACAAGAUGACUUUGCCAUCUCUUCGUAUCAACGUGCUCAAGCAGCGUAUGCCGAUGGACAUUACGCCGACGAAAUUACUCCCGUCAUUGUCCCUGGAGGAAAAGGGAAACCUGACAAGGUUAUCACUCAAGACGACGAAAUCACUAAUCUCAACGCCGAAAAAUUGAGAACCAUACGUCCCGUUUUCAAGUCUGAGAACGGAACCGUCACUGCUCCUAACUCCUCCCCCUUAAGCGAUGGUGCCUCAGCUAUCGUUCUGAUCAGCUCAGUAAAGUUGCAUGAAUUGGGACUUCAACCCAUUGCCAAAAUUUCAGGAUGGGCAGACGCUGCUCAGGCACCAUCUAAAUUCACCACAGCUCCAUCCCUUGCUAUUCCCAAGGCAUUAAAGAAUGCUGGAAACAUACCGAUUUCACAAGUUGAUUAUUUUGAAAUCAACGAGGCUUUCUCGGUGGUGGCGGUUGCAAACACCAAGCUGCUCGGGUUGCCCAAAGAAAAGGUGAAUGUGUUUGGAGGUGCAGUAGCCAUGGGUCAUCCAUUGGGAUGUUCGGGAGCAAGAAUUAUUUGUACACUGAUUAAUGUGUUGAAGAGGAAGAAUGGAAAGGUCGGGGUGGCAGGUGUUUGCAAUGGAGGUGGCGGAGCUAGUGCCAUCGUUAUCUCGCUCGUGGAAUAG